AUGACUUGCAGGAAACAGUUUAAGCCAGAGAAAUUGCACUCACACAUGAAAUCGUGCAGAGGAAAGAAAGCUCUAAACAAGACUGCUGCAGCUUCUGUGGACAAGAUACCUCAAAUGGGAUCAACGACUUCAACUUCUGAACAAUCGUCUGCCGCCUAUUUUCUUGACCAGCUCAAUAUGCGCAGUACGGACUGA
Prunus armeniaca (apricot) is the source of this 195-nucleotide messenger RNA. The record is from the annotation of a GenBank genome assembly. Lineage: Eukaryota; Viridiplantae; Streptophyta; Magnoliopsida; Rosales; Rosaceae.